CUUCCCGCGCUCGCGCGACUGCCUCGCACUUGGUCUUUGCUGUACUCCCUCGACCAGCACGGUAUCUCGCUCGCGACGCUUUACCGCAAAUGCGAAGCCGCCCUUGACGCCCGAAGAACGUCGGGCAACAACACUGGUGCUUUGGUCGUCAUCAAGGAUGGCUCGGGGACCGUCUUCGGCGCUUGGGUCGGCGAUGGGAUACACCCGAGCAAGGGCCAGGGCUUUUAUGGAAGUGGGGAAUCUUUCUUAUGGAAGAAGGUGGAAGGCGGCAAGUGUCGCGUGUACAAGUGGACGGGGAAGAAUAACUACGUGACCCUUUGCGAGCCCGAGUACAUAUCAUUUGGCGGAGGAGACGGCCAGUACGGCAUAUACCUCGACGAAUCGCUGUUCGACGGCUCCUCCGCGCGAUGUCCGACGUUUGAUAAUGAUCCGCUAUGCUCGCCGGGCGCGCGUAAAGGCCGUGCGGUCCAGUUCGAGUGUGUGGGACUGGAGGUGUGGGGAGUGGGGGCUUGA
Schizophyllum commune H4-8 is the source of this 513-nucleotide messenger RNA. Its product is annotated as TLD-domain-containing protein. NCBI's taxonomy places the organism in Eukaryota, Fungi, Basidiomycota, Agaricomycetes, Agaricales, Schizophyllaceae. Gene Ontology annotation, biological process: response to oxidative stress. The transcript is spliced from 3 exons. Gene Ontology annotation, cellular component: nucleus. The annotation marks the transcript as partial. The record is from RefSeq and is a predicted model, not a curated record.